Molecule: messenger RNA, 1234 nt
Organism: Uranotaenia lowii
Lineage: Eukaryota; Metazoa; Arthropoda; Insecta; Diptera; Culicidae
Exons: 2
Coding region: 315-1193 (292 amino acids)
Source: RefSeq, a predicted model, not a curated record
UGGCUGAAUGUUUGAUAAGCAUUUUUAAAAGUAUCCCCACGUAUGACGCGCGAGAUCACUCCCGGACCAAAACCGAUCCAAUCCGUGUGAUCAAUAACUGACAAUGGCAAUUUUUUUUUCGUUUCUCCCCUUCGCGCCGUUUAUAGAGUGUAAUCAGAAAUUAUAAAAAGCAAAGUGUUUAUAAGCCUGGGCAAUAGCUCAAGCCAACUCAAUACCUUCGUUCGAAUUCAAGUGAAACGACUCAAACGAAAACUUCUCAAGAGUGCUCAAGAUCCUCGACGUCAAUCCCCUCGUACUAAGCCGGACUCAUCAAAAUGUGGUUUCCGAAUGUGUUUGGUUUGGUGAUCUUGUGUGGUGGUGGUGUGCUGAACUUUGUCAGCGCUUUCCCCAACGGAAACGGCGGGUUCCAGCCAAAUAACUACCCGCAGAAUCAGCUGGACGCAUGGACUCAAGCCUGCCGCAACUUCCAGCAACUUUCGCUCCAAACGCAGGCCGCCCAGAGCCAGUACUUUGCCCAGAACUUCCCCUCGUUUGGGCUUCCUCCGUUGCCGUUUGUGGACGUUUGCUCGCAGGCAUCGUCGUUUGGUGGUGCGGGUGCGGGUGCUGGUGCUGGGGCAGGAGCCUUCGGACAUGCUGGUGGAUCGACGUUUGGAACGGCAAAUCGUUUCGGUGGUUCCGACAAUGGCGGUGGAAAUUUCCAGGGUGUCAGUGUGAGCAGCGGUUCUUUUCCCGGGGGCCAAUCGGGAACGACUGUGACACAUUUUGGACCGGGUGGCUCCAGCACCAGCCACUACGGAGGAGGGGGAGCAGGGGGAUCGUUUGGGACGGCUAAUCGUUUCGGCGGUGCCGGAGGAAGUCAAGGAAGUUUCGGUGGUUUCAGCUCUUUUGGUACAGGAAAUGGUGGAUUCGCGACUGCUAAUCGAUUCGGGGACAGCGGAUUCGGAGGUGGUGCUAGCGUGAGCUCGUUCGGUGGAUCGUUCCCGGGAAAUGGUGGAUACGCUACGGCCAAUCGAUUCGGUGGUGGUUCGUUUGGCGGCAACAAUGGAGGAAGCUUUGCCACCGCCAGCCGAUUCGGGGAUGAUGGAAGCAAUGUUUAUACGGCACAAGGACCCAAUGGGGCCGGUAUCAGUGUGUCCAGUGUGAGUGACGGUUUUGGAAACACCAAAACGCAGGUCCACAAACAUCAAUAUUAAGAGCCGAUAAAAAAAGACUUCAUUAAAUUGUAUUGAUUAUA